This is a messenger RNA of Psylliodes chrysocephalus, 1151 nucleotides long. Lineage: Eukaryota; Metazoa; Arthropoda; Insecta; Coleoptera; Chrysomelidae. The record is from the annotation of a GenBank genome assembly.
AUUACAGUCUGUGUAUCGUGCUCUCCAUAAAAGACUUUGAGACGUCACUUUUUGAACUGCACGAACGUUUACAGUGACAGUUGAAAGCAUAUAUAUUUACUGUAUUAAAUAUUUUUUACUAACAUAUUUUGAAAAAUGGAUGUAGAGAUACAGGACGAUGAAAACGAAGCCAUAGAUGCAGAUCCAGAUUUUUACAGAGGCCGUGGAGGAUUCUUUAAAUUUCCAAAUGGAGACGUUUACGAAGGAGACUAUAUCGCGCAUAUUUCCGGAAUCGUAUGGAGAGAGGGAAAAGGCAUUUAUACGACUCAGGAUGGACAGGUGUAUUCAGGAAUUUGGUACAACGACGAAUUAAAAGACACGGACGAAGUGGAAAUUAUCUACGCAGAUGGUACUAAGUACGUGGGACAUGUAAUAAAAAACCAGUACGCAGGUUCUGCAAUGUAUGUCAUACAGGACGGCCUAUAUAUUCUCGGUAAUUUUGUCGAUAACAAACCCGAAGGAGAAAUGUGUCUGCUCGAUGUCAAAGGACGCGAAUGGCGAGCCGAAGCGCUGGAAAACGAUGCGGUCUUCCUUCCCGAGCACGCUUUCUUCAAUGACAUUCCGCCGAGACUCGGCAAGGGUAUUCUUCGCAUCCAAAGGGCGAAGCAGAGCGUCGUCGACAUGAGCACCUCGAAAACCUUAAAACCGAUCAUGAACCGCGAAACUCUGAGCAAACUGGAAAUGAAAAUAUUCGCCAGAACGAGGAAAACCGUUUCCGAUUUGAAAUUCGAAAAUUCCGAUUGGUAUCAGAAUUGGGUCUCGUUCAGGAAAGCGUACGACAAGAUCAUGCACAAAAUCAUUAACGCAGAUGAAGACCAUCUUUGUCAAGACGAAAGGGACUGGCUAGCGAAAUACAACGAAUUCAAAAAGAAAUAUAUGGCCAUCAUGGAUUCCAGGCACGAGCCCAAACUCAAGGAUUUGAAGGAUUGUCAGCUGUACGAACUGUUUAAUUCUGAAGAAUACAUGCCUCCUAUUCCAAUGUUUACAGCCACCGAUGGAAACAAUAUCAGCAUUAACAGAAGCGAUAGCGAUUAUACAAUGGGGGCUUAUGUACGUACCUUUGGCACGCAAAUUUAAUUAUUUUUAUUUAAAAUAAAUAUAUAAAAGUAACA